UUUUUUCUCGGUGAAUCAUAGCAGGCGUUGGAAGCUGCCAGCGAAUGCGAGAAACAAAUUCCGUCUUCGUCCUUCCCUGAGAGUUUUGUGCUCACCGCUCCACCUCCGCUAGCAUCCCCUUCUUCUUUCCUUCGCGUGAUAUAUAAGCGAACAAGCCAUGGAGAUUCAGUCAACCUCAUGGGACUCUCUGAGGAAGCAGGCCAGGAAACUUGAAACUCAGCUGGAUGAGCAGUUGAAUCAAUAUCGCAGGCUCGUUUCAACACAACCUGAUGGCUCAGAAUUUGAUCUCGAGUCCAGCAUAGAACGACUAUUGAAACAACUCCAACUUGUUAAUUCUCAAAUGCAAACUUGGGUUUCAUCGGGAGGCUCAGAAAUUCUUUCUCACACAUUGAAUCGACAUAGAGAAAUUUCACAGGAUCUUACUCAGGAAUUUUACCGAUUACGUUUGAGCCUUAAAGCAAGACAGGAACGUGCAUCACUACUGAAUUUUAGGGAUUUUGACAAGGCGAGGUUGGAUCUGGAAGAGGGUGCUGCAAAUGAGGAGCAUGCUCUCUUGAAAGAACAGGCAACUAUCAACAGAAGCACAGGACAGAUGGACGCGGUGAUCUCUCAAGCCCAUGCUACUCUGGGCACAUUAGUUUUUCAGCGAUCUUCAUUUGCCGGUAUUAACAUGAAGCUAAGCAACGUGGGCAGCCGGCUUCCAUCAGUGAAUAACAUUCUGUCCGCAAUCAGACGAAAGAAAUCAAUGGACACCAUUAUUCUUUCCCUGGUCGCGUCGGUUUGUAUGUUCCUUAUGCUAAUAUAUUGGUUGUCAAAGUAAGUAAUGCCUUCAAUCGAAAUUUCUCCUUUGACUGGUUACAAAUUGUAAUUUUGGACGUUAUUUGUAACUUUGCAGAAAAAAAUUAUCUAUUUUUAUCAUUCUUUUUUCUCUUUGAAUGCUUGCAACAGACUCUAUGAAUUCAACU
Phalaenopsis equestris is the source of this 965-nucleotide messenger RNA. RefSeq names its product Golgi SNAP receptor complex member 1-1. Gene Ontology annotation, cellular component: cis-Golgi network; Golgi membrane; SNARE complex. The coding region runs from base 158 to 820 and encodes 220 amino acids. The record is from RefSeq and is a predicted model, not a curated record. Gene Ontology annotation, molecular function: SNAP receptor activity. The transcript is spliced from 5 exons. Gene Ontology annotation, biological process: endoplasmic reticulum to Golgi vesicle-mediated transport; vesicle fusion. Lineage: Eukaryota; Viridiplantae; Streptophyta; Magnoliopsida; Asparagales; Orchidaceae.